Molecule: messenger RNA, 3035 nt
Organism: Physcomitrium patens
Lineage: Eukaryota; Viridiplantae; Streptophyta; Bryopsida; Funariales; Funariaceae
Source: RefSeq, a predicted model, not a curated record
GUGAUCGUUUCGCCGUCAAGGGUGAAAUUUGGUCUCGAGGCGAGGAUUCUGGAGGUGGGCUUCUUCAUUGCAAAGGGGGGUGUAACGCCGGGAUUUAUGGUAAUGGUGGUAAGAAAUGAUGGUUAUCGCAGGCAAGCGAAGCGCCACAGAAUGUUGUGGAUGGAGGAGUGAUGAUAUUCCUGCGUGGCAUGUUGGAAUAUUCCCUCGCUCGGAAGUUUUCGUGCUGCGGAAAUUGGUUCCAGUUGUGUUUCGGAGGUAAACUGAGGCAAGGGAGAUUUGGGAGAGGAAUUGGCUCGAGCCGUCGAGGGCGAGUUGGAGAGGAUGCGAGAUUUGCAGCAAUGGUUUGGAGCUCCUCGCGCGUUUGUCCGAGGGACGUCGGCUCACUGCGGUGGUGUUCUACAAAUGUGUCUGCGUUCUAAUUGACAUGGAUCGUAAAGCGUACCGGCGAGAACUGUAUCUCAUCGCGUCCUUGUUCGAUACACCUGUUUCAGCUUCGCCCGGCUUAGCAAGUGGUUUGAUCGAUAAGUUUCUGUUUGUAGCCUUCAUUUAAUGUCUGUUAUGCGACAGACAUUCAUGCGACAGUGGACAGCGCAGAAUGUCUCAUAUCAGACAUUAACAUUUGUCUCUUUCACAUUCAUGUCUUGCGGUCGUCACUGCAGCUCCGAUUGCCGUCUUCUUGUGGAUUCUGAUGAGGUAGUGGUCCUGCAGGAAGCGAUCGGAUAGCUGUUUGUGGUCUAUACACCUUAUGAUCCCCAUUCGGUUACGAUGGAAUCAGUUGGGGCUGUACAAGAUACUAAUGUGCGGCACAAAGCUGAUAUUGUGGCAGCUGCUGACGGCAUUGAGGAAGUUGCCCUUUCGGAGUGGAAAUUGAAGGGAUAAACACGCGAGUUUAACCUACAAUCAGUUCAAACGCAAAGUCUGGUGUAGGUUUGGAAAGAAGAUCGACUGAAGCCGUGCAACGCAGCAUGGUGGAGGAUGGUGGAGCGAUUCAAACAGGCGACAUCACUGUCCAACUGAUGGUCCAACCUCAUGAAUGCACGUGCGAAGUCGCUCACGAAGCAGUAGACAAGGAUGCUGUGGUACGAAUGGGCUCUUUGCAGGUUGCCUUGGACGGUGUUUUUGAGCAUUUUUCUGAUGGUGGUUCUAAGGCUAAGUUCAUCUGUAAACCUAAUCAGGGCAGCAAAUCGUGGAGUCAGCAGAGGGCAAGGAAGCAGAGAUUGGCGGGGUCUGGUGUGAGGGUGCCGAAAAUUCGAUCGUCAUAUUCGCAUCAUGUGAAGCCUCAGGACAACGUUGCGGAUCAACGAAGCCAUGAUGACAAUGAGAAUAGAUGUAGCACCAAUAGACUGUCAAAGAAGAGGACACCAGCAGCGAUAUUAGUCUACGACGACGGUGAUUCUUCCACAACGAAAAGGCAAUCCCCGAGAGGUGAUGAUGUAACUCCUUGUCGUCGUCUGGCCUUCACCCCUAUUCCGCCAUCUGAGCUCAACAUACGAAUGGGCUCUACACUAAAUUCAACACCUGACAAACACAUGAUUGCCAAAUCUGUGGGUUUCGCCAACAAUUUCCCACCGAUGCAGGUGGUCCCCACUAUAUCAGAUACAGAAGAAGGUUUGCAAACUCCAAUUAUAUCGCUCCAGCAGACUGAAUACGUAACUCCUCAAGUUUUAAGGUUUGAAAGUGAAACUGCAUGGAAGGAUGCUGAAAAUACUCCUUCGGAUUCAGUACAUGCCUGUUCCGAUGAAGAAAAUACUAUCGAGAGUGCCCUACAAAAGCUAUCCGCGGAGAUUUACGGUGACGAUGAUUCGAAUGAGUAUCAUGAUUCAGAUAAGGAGAACAUUCCAUCGCAUGAGAUUCUCCUGCCCGGAGUUGGUUCUAUGACCUUGAAAUUGCCGCGAGGGUUCAAUAUGGUCGGAAAUUGCUCUAGGGAGCCCCUUCAGACACUAUACAGUGCACCAUCUACUUCGAUGCAUCAGAGCUGUGAUGUUUUUAAUACUCCUACUGCAUCUCAACAACUGCUUCGGGUGAGGCUCCAAGUGGAGGCAGGACGUCAAUGGCACAUGGUCAUAGACACGGACUGUCUUUUGAAUGUAGAGUCCCUCGAGUCUCUCAAGCGACUUGAAGGCAUUCUCGAGACUCGUCUUGUCAUCCCAAACAUCGUUGUAAGGGAGCUUGAUAACUUGCAGAAAAAAGAAGACUGGAGGCCUCGUGCGUCUUUUGCGCUUCAAUGGAUUGAAUCUUGCAUGUUGAAGUCGCCCUCUUGGAUUCACGUUCAAAGCCCUGGAGAAACUGUGCAUGUGGCGAUGACACCUCCUGUGUCGCCCUCCAUCUAUUCCAGAGGUCUUCAUUCGUACGUUGGUGAAAGUGACCUUAUGCAUCCUACUCUUCAUGAUCAUGUCCUGGAAUGUGCGCUCUUCCAAAAAAGAAAGCCAGAUGUCCGAGUCGCUAUCUUAACUGAUGACAUUGCCCUCAAAAUCAAGGCUUUAGCUGAGGACAUUGUGGUUGACACUGCAAUAAACCUCAGCGACAGUUUGCUGAAUCCCUAUUCCAAUCGCUUCGUUUAUGCUGGGAGCACACCUGUUCUGCGAACAGCUUGCCGUCCUCAUGUGAAGUUGUAUGAUAGAGAAAGCAAACUUGAAUCGACCCUUUGCAGCUCAAUAUUGCUUGCUUCCGCUGUUCAUCCCAAGUCGAGGCACGGCACCCCUCGACCCACCUCGAGAGCCAAUUUUUUCAUCUGGCAUAAAAGCCGACCGCUUGGUCUGCAGGCUCUUCUAGCGUAACUCAGUUUCGUAGAAAAACUCAAGCGUCCAUCUUUUUGUGUGCGAAUCAUAGAGAUCUGACAAAUCGCCCAAGCUAUCUAGUCCAAUGAAAGGAUGUAGUUUGAUGCCAUAAUUUCUAGAACUUCGUCAGCUAGUGUGUGUUGUUAACUUUUGGAGGUCAAUAGGUUUAUUGACGACAAGUUCAGUGUACAUGUAAAUUUACGAAGUGUAAUCGCCUCUUCAGAGUUUAUAGAUUCUAAGCUUCAGUUUAUUUUAUUU